Molecule: messenger RNA, 3710 nt
Organism: Anoplopoma fimbria (sablefish)
Lineage: Eukaryota; Metazoa; Chordata; Actinopteri; Perciformes; Anoplopomatidae
Gene: asns
Product: asparagine synthetase
Exons: 12
Coding region: 98-1783 (561 amino acids)
Cellular component (GO): cytosol
Molecular function (GO): asparagine synthase (glutamine-hydrolyzing) activity
Source: RefSeq, a predicted model, not a curated record
GGAGGACAGUGGUGGGAAUAAAGGAUGAACCUGUCUGACAUUAUACGGAAACAAGCGCAGCUUUGUCCGUGCCGAGUUGAGCAAUACCAGCUGUGAAAUGUGUGGAAUCUGGGCUUUGUUUGGCAGUGAUGAGUGUCUGUCGGUCCAGUGCACCAGUGCCAUGAAGAUCGCCCACAGGGGCCCCGAUGCCUUCCGCUUUGAGAAUGUCAACGGCUUCACCAACUGCUGUUUCGGCUUCCACCGGCUGGCUAUCGUGGACCAGCUGUAUGGUAUGCAGCCCUUGCGCAUCAAGAAGUUCCCUUUCUUGUGGCUCUGCUAUAAUGGGGAAAUUUACAACCAUCACACGCUGAGGAAGCAGUUUGACUUUGAUCACCAGACUAAAGUGGACGGGGAGAUUUUGCUCCAUCUGUAUGACCGCUUCGGCAUCCAAAAGAUGGCUUCCCUCCUGGAUGGUGUCUUUGCUUUUAUUCUGCUGGACACUGCCAACAGGAAAGUCUUUCUGGGGAGAGACACGUACGGUGUCCGGCCUUUGUUCAAAUUCCUCACGGACGAUGGAUUUCUUGCAGUCUGCUCUGAAGCCAAAGGACUUACAGACAUCACCCAUGCAACGGCUUCCCCUGCCAACAUCGUUCCCCUUCUCCCUGGGCACUUUGAGGCCUUUGAUUUGAAGCACAAUGGCAAAGUUCAGUCCGUUCAGAUGGAGCAGUUUCACUGCUGCACCAAAGAGCCCGCUCAUGCCGUCUACGACACUGUGGAGAGACUGCCUACAAGUUUUGAUGAGGAAACGGUGAAAAGCAACAUCAGAGCCCUGUUUGAGAAUGCUGUGAGGAAACGUCUCAUGGCUCAAAGGAGAAUUGGCUGUCUUCUGUCAGGUGGUCUGGACUCCAGUUUGGUUUCGGCUACGCUGGUAAAGUUGGCCAAGGAGGAGAAGCUGCAGUAUCCCAUCCAGACGUUUUCCAUCGGGUCAGAGGACAGUCCAGACAUCUUGGCCGCUCGUAAGGUUGCAGCUCACAUUGGCAGCGAACACCACGAGGUGAACUUCACGGCAGAAGAAGGCAUCCAAGCUGUUGAGGAUGUCAUCUAUCACCUGGAGACCUAUGACAUCACAACCAUACGUGCCUCUGUUGGGAUGUACUUGGUUUCAAAGUACAUCAAGGAGAAGUCUGACAGUGUGGUGAUCUUCUCUGGAGAGGGCGCUGAUGAGCUGACUCAGGGAUACAUUUACUUCCACAAGGCUCCGACUCCAAAAGCGGCUGCAGAGGACAGUGUUCGACUGAUGAAGGAGCUCUACUUGUUCGAUGUCCUCCGUGCUGAUCGCACCACUGCUGCAAACGGUCUGGAGCUCCGAGUGCCGUUCCUGGACCACAGACUCACAGCAUACUACCUCUCCCUGCCCGAGGAGAUGAGGAUUCCCAAGCAUGGAGUAGAGAAGCAUCUCCUGAGGGACUCCUUCAAAGAUCUCAACUUGAUCCCGGAUGAGAUCCUGUGGAGGCGCAAAGAGGCCUUCAGCGACGGUAUGAUGUCCAUGGAGAAGUCCUGGUACAUCUGCCUGCAGGAGCACCUGGAGUCCAUGGUGAAUGAUGACCAGAUGGAGAAGGCCCACAAGACGUUCCCUCACAACCCUCCACGCACCAAAGAGGCCUACUACUUCAGACAGGUGUUUGAGAAGCAUUACCCGGGCAAGGCCCAGUGGCUCUCCCAUUACUGGAUGCCGCGCUGGACCAACGCCAGCGACCCGUCAGCCCGGACCCUGGCCAUCUAUAAACCAGAUAAAGACCAGUGAUUCACUGGAACAGCUGCUUGUCUGCGUGGGUCAGUCAGCAACAUGUUGGCCUUUUUUAGAACAUUCUACCUGUGUCAUACUUUGUGUCAUACUCGGCUUUAUUUUGUCAGACUCAGCUUCACUUCAGCUUAUUUGGAACGAGUUAUACCGAGUGUAUCUUAUCUCUCACUGUGAUGGAGUUUGUCAGGCUUAGCUUUAGCAGCAAUUUGUCAGACCUGCUGUUAAGGGGCUUGUUCAUAAAUAAAUUGGGACAUCCCUCAUGUCCUGUUCCACUGCUGCCAGCUGGAUGCGUCACAGCUUUGUAACCAUUUACGGCCAAUCAUUUCAGUAUUGACAUGUAACUUUAACCUGGGUGUUCACUUUGUACAAUCUGAAAAUAACACAAUAGACUUGGAACAAGAAAGAUGCCUUGGGAGAUAAAGUGAAUUGUGAGCUGUUGGUGGGCUGGUAUUAAUAAAAAAUAAUGAAUAAACAGAUAAGUCCCACAAAGUCUAGCUAAUACUUUCAAAAGCACAACCAGCCCUGAUUAGCAAAUAUUAAGUAUAAUGUGUCAGUUUGAAACAUGUGGUACUAUUCCGUUACUGAAUCAUGGCCGUUGAGACCACAAACUCAUGUUUACGGAGGUGGUCUCAGAGACUUCUAUACAACCAGAGGAGUCGCCCCUGAUGGACAUUAGAGAAACGUUUCAGACAAUUCAGCAUUGGCCUGGUCUCUUAAAGCUAAUUCUGACAAACUGCAUCAAAGGCUGACAAAGACCGGUACAUAAGUUUGGGUUAGACUGACGUGUCGGUCUAUAGUUUAAAGGACCAUUCAUGUGUUAAAACAUGUUAUUUUUUGUUAACCAUUUUCCAAAGCGUACAAGUAAUACCAGCUCCAUGUCCUACUUUCCAAGCAGAGAUGUGAAAUGGCUGGAGAUAGGUAAUCCAGCACAGUAAACACCACAUCAACCUUUGGGUACUUUAGGAGUUCUUGUAGUUCCAGAGUGGACCGAGCAGCUGCAGUGAAGCUGGAAGCCAGCCUUGAGUCGCAGGAGUCUGAACUUUAGCGACCCAUCAUGAUAGGCUACAUGCCGUUACACCGGCUUUUAUAUGUGUCUUUACAUUUUUUACAGGGGCACAAAAACUGAUCAGCAGCUCAAAGCACUGAUCUGAUGUAGAGGUUCAGCUUCUGAGUGUGAUGUUUGCUCUACACUGUAAUGAACACAACAGUGUUCAGCAGAAGUUUUCCUGAUGGUACUUCUUACAUACUGUGGCCUCAUGAAUGACCUUAGACAUGAGUCAUUUACUUUAAUAGCUUCAAACCAUCACUGGACUUUAUACUUGUCUAUGUUGGUUUAGAAUUUAACCUCAUGGAUUUACUUAGAGCUGCUAACACCAAAAGGGCUGCUGACUAGAAUAAUAUACAAUAUGUGUGAAUUACAUUUUUACAGUUUCUCAUGGAUAGAGGUUGGUCAUAUGUGAACAUUGUCAGUGACACUGUCAAAGCUUUUCCCACUGUUUAAUGUCCCCUCUGCUGUUUGUUUUCCUACUGGGUGUUGGGGUUAUAGGACUGGCUAUGCAAACAGAUAUUUGUUCCAAGAGUGUGUGUGUGUGUGUGUGUUUGUUGUACAAUGUUGAAGUUAGUGCUGGACGAUAAGAUGUAUGACGAUAUCGCCCACCCUUUGUUUGAGUGUGGAGACAUGAGAGCGCACUACAGGAAAUGGAUGAAUUAAUGGCUGACAAUGCGAUGCAGUCCUUUUACCAUUACAGCAUGAAAGGCUCACGCAGAGGAAAAAUUGGACAUUGAAGCUUUGAAGGUUCUCAAAAGAAUCCGUUGCAAGGCUGUUGUACUGGGCUGCAUUCAUUAUAUUUUUGAGGCUGUCAUUUUGUCCAUCUAACAUCACCAUUAUCUGUCCGACUUGUUUUCUACUCGUUGCUGCUGAAAUAAA